AUGAAACUGAAACUUAAUGUAAACAGCAAUAUUUUUAAUGUGCAAUCUUCAAUCCACAAAAAGGGAAAUAAACAAGUGUGCUCCAACUAUAGAGGUAUAUCAGUAACAAGUACCCUAAGUCGAUUAUACGGACGGAUCCUUAGAGAUUUAAUAGAACAGGAAUACCAACAACAAGAAGAGGAGGAACAAUCUGGUUUUCGGACUGGGAGAACCUGUACCGAUAAUAUUUUCUGUCUGAAACAACUAAUAGAGAAAAAAAGUAGUAUUGAUCAGGAGACACACCUCAUGUUUAAUGACCUUCACAAAGCAUAUGAUACCGUUCCAGUUAACAGACUAUUCAAGGUACUACAGGACACCAACAUUAACUACACCUUAAUUGGAGCUCUGAAAAACUUGUACGAAGAAUCGACAUCACAAAUUAAAAUAGGCAACACAUUAUCUGGAAGAUUCUUUGUCAAUAAAGGUCUACGACAAGGAUGCUGUGUUUCGCCCACAUUAUUUAAAAUAGAACUACCUAGCGUACAUCUAGAAAAUGAAGAGAUAGAAGCCUGCAAUAACUACACCUAUCUAGGAGUGAUAUUUGAUACAACAGCUAAAGAUGACAAAGAAAUUAAAAAACGAAUAUCACAAGCUAGAAGAACAAUUGGCUGUCUGAAUGGAGCAUUUUGGAGUAAUGAAAUAGGGAAGAAACGGAAGAUCAAUAUAUACGAGACCCUGGCAAAGAGCAGUCUACUUUAUGGUGCAGAGACUUGGCGAAUAACGGAAGCCAACCGAAAAAAACUGGAAGCGGUAGAAAUGGAUGCCUAUAGAAGAACCUUAGGAAUUUCCCGAAGAGAUAGAGUCCGAAACGAAGAAAUCCAACAGAGGAUAGGAAUAGAGGGAUCUUUGGCAACCGACAUCGAACGCCAACAACUUAUGUGGUACGGACAUGUCCAGAGGAUGGAUGACACACGACUUCCAAAACAAAUUAUGCAAUGGAUACCCCAACAUCGAAGAAAACGUGGAAGACCUAAGAAGACUUGGAAUGAGGGUGUCACAAGAGCAAUGAGUGCCAGAAAUCUAAGCGAGGGACAGUGGAACGAUCGGAAGACGUGGAAGUUAGGCAUCGGACAACGUCGCAAGACGUUCUAA
Sitophilus oryzae (rice weevil) is the source of this 1131-nucleotide messenger RNA. RefSeq lists its product as uncharacterized. The transcript has 2 exons. NCBI's taxonomy places the organism in Eukaryota, Metazoa, Arthropoda, Insecta, Coleoptera, Curculionidae. Bases 1 to 1131 code for a protein of 376 amino acids. The record is from RefSeq and is a predicted model, not a curated record.